CAGGUUAUGCCAUUAUCUACAAGAGUCACCGAUCAUGACUAAACGACCUGCAGAUUUUGCUGGGGAGAAUGAGCCCGCCGAAGGAUCCCCGGCCUCAAAGCGCGCGAGAACGGAGGAUACUGAACCUGAAAGAGAAGGGACUACUCCUCUGCGGGAGAGGCGAUGGGAGGAUGAUGAGCGCAAUGGGGCCGAUAUUCUAGCAGCUGCCGACCAAGAAGCGGAGGAGAUUGAAGAGGCCGUUGGUCAUACCUCCGAUUGGGAUGAUGAAGAGCCGGUCUCGCAAGCAUCCGUUCGUCAGACCGAACCGCUUCAAGGCUACAGCGACCUCUACCUCGACACAAUACACCGCUCGAAUCUCGACUUUGACUUUGAGAAAUUGUGCUCUGUGUCUCUUUCGAAUAUUAAUGUUUACGCCUGCCUCGUAUGUGGGAAAUACUUCCAAGGUCGUGGGCCAAAGUCUCACGCAUACUUCCAUUCGCUGGAAAUAGGGCACCACGUUUUUGUGAAUAUGGAGACAAAGAAGGUGUAUGUGCUUCCAGAAGGAUAUGAAGUCAAGAAUAAGAGUUUGGAUGAUAUUAAAUACGUAAUCGAUCCGUCCUAUGUGAAAGAAGAGGUAGCUAGGCUGGACACGGUGGUUACAGAAGCGUGGGAUCUGGCCGGAAAGAAGUACAGGCCAGGAUACGUUGGAAUGAACAAUAUCAAAUCCAACGACUAUCUAAAUGUCAUCGUUCAACUCCUCGCCCAUGUCAGGCCGAUUAGGAACUUCUUCCUCCUGCACAGGUUUCCGGUCCCUGGAACGCCCCAGCUUCCCCUGCGUUUCGGAAUGCUCGUGCGCAAGCUAUGGAAUCCGAAAGCGUUCAAAUGUCAUGUAUCUCCUCAUGAGUUACUCCAGGAGAUAGCGCUCCGGUCAUCAAAGCGUUUCACCCUUACACAUCAAUCUGACCCUGUCGAGUUUCUCUCAUGGUUCCUCAACAAUUUACACCUGAGUCUCGGUGGAUCAAAGAAACCUUCUCCUACGCCUACUAGCGUAGUGCAUUCCGCCUUCCAAGGGCAUCUUCGAAUAGAGAGUCAGGCCAUCACGGCAAGAUCGGAUGCCGCCAAUGCCCGGCUUGUCUUUUCUGAAUCAAGCACAACGACGUCUCAAAGGACACCUUUCUUGAUCUUGACUUUGGACCUUCCUCCUACGCCUCUUUUUCAAGCUGCUGAUGAAGAGUCCAUUAUCCCGCAAGUCCCUCUUGUUAACCUUUUAAACAAAUACAAUGGAGUUACAGCAAUCGAAAAACUUGCUCACCGCGUCCGUCAUCGUCUACUUCACCCACUUCCUCAAUAUCUACUCUUCCACAUAAAGCGAUUUAGCAAAAACAAGUUUGUCGCGGAACGAAAUCCCACCAUUGUCACGUUCCCGUCUCCCAGAGGUUUAGAUAUGUCUCCCUACGUCGAGCCAAACCCUUCUGUCUGGCCUCCGGGCGAGCCGAUUCUCUACGAUCUGGUCGCAAACGUCAUCCUCGAUGCGACAGUCACGGCUCCAGGCGACCCUGAAAGCCGAGCACCCGAAAACAGCCGUGGUGGUUUGGCCGAGGCAGCUGCUUCUGGUGCGGGCGGCGCGGCUUCAGCAACAGCUACAACUCCAGGCGCAUCCGCGGGUAGCCAUAAAGUUAACUGGUUGAUUCAACUGCAUGAUAAAGCAAUGGCUGUGGAGAAUGCGAAAGAACAGACCCAGAGUGGACCUGAGUGGUUGGAAAUCCAGGAUCUCUGGGUGCAGAAAACAGAAAGCGAAACAUUGUUUACAAGAGAAGGGUAUUUGAUGGUUUGGGAGAGAAGGAAGGUUAAAAGUAAAGGUAAAGAGAAGAGUUGA
Molecule: messenger RNA, 1855 nt
Organism: Coccidioides posadasii C735 delta SOWgp
Lineage: Eukaryota; Fungi; Ascomycota; Eurotiomycetes; Onygenales; Onygenaceae
Biological process (GO): mRNA processing; protein deubiquitination; spliceosomal complex assembly
Molecular function (GO): zinc ion binding; cysteine-type deubiquitinase activity
Source: RefSeq, a predicted model, not a curated record